AGCACAGUUUUAAGUAUUAAAUGCCAGUUAAUUGCACCAACAUGUGCUCAACUUCUCCCACUGUUCUUUGACAAGCUACAUGUCACUUUACUAGAGUUAGAGGGAGAAGGCACACGGAGAGGACGCUGAGCCAUUGGUUUUACAACCUGCCAGUGUUGGUCCCCUUGAUCACGAGUGAGGCCUUACACACCUUUUCAGACAUGAAAGGUCUGGCAGGAGCUUGGUGACAGCUGCAUCCUCUGCCCAAAUAACAACUCAUUCCCAUUACUGGCUCUUAAAUCUUAUUUUCCUUUUUUUUUUAAAGCUAAAAAUCAACAGUUUUUCGCAGGAUAAUACAGCUUGUUUUUCAAGCAGUUUGUUUCCCAAAGUGUUUUCUGUGGUAAUCUUGCUUUUUUUUUUUACUUUAAUAGAAUAAUUCCUCAAAAAGAGAAACUGCAUUGGAAACAAGUGGCAUUAUUCUAAGUGGGAAGUUGUAAAAAUUUAAAGGGAAACAGGAUUUUAAGAUUUAGCACAAGGACAAUAACAUUGCCUGUAAUUACAAACCUUUCCAGGCAGGACAAUGAUUGUAGCUGUUUUCAAACCUUUUAGUUGCAAUUUGUUCAUCUUUAACAAUUUGGCUCUGUAAGGUUAUACUUCUAAUAAGUUAAAACGGGUUUUGGCUAAUGUUUUUCUACUAUAUCACGUCCAGACUGAGGACACACGCAGGCCUGACUUGCCAGAGACGUGUGAAGAUCUCAGGUGAAACAGCAUCCUCUCAUUCCUUCAUUAGACACAUCGCAUCAAACUGAUAAUUGUCGUCGUGCAGACUUUAAAGAGUAAUUCCCCACAAAAGGAAUCUAAUUAUUUUUCUUUCUAUCACAUUAUCCGUCUAUUUAGCCUUAUUCACACCCCAGUGAUAACGAACGACGUCCUUCGGGAAGGUCGCAUUUUGGCACUUUGGGUUUUCUUUGAACUUUUUUUUUUUUUCGCCUGAGCUGUGAACCCAUAAACCUCCGGAGAUCUGCUUCUAUAUAAAAACGCUUUGGCAAAAUCACUUUCACACAAUCUGCCUGUCAUCAAGCCUGAAUGUCAUCCUCUCUGCAUGAGCGUCUGAAGGUUUAGGGAUAUUUCUAACAUGAACCUGGAGGUUGUUACAGCUAAAAUUCUCUCUGAGUGGAAAUGCCAUGAAAGCGCUUUUGGAGAGGACCAGGACUCGCUCCAGUCCUCCUCGCCGGAGCCUUCCAUGGAUUCCAUGUGCUCUUCGCCGGAGAUGUGCUACUCCAGCGGUCACCGGGAGAUCAAGGACUUCUCUUUUGGCUUUACGGGACGCAGGGCAACUCCAUCAGCGCCAAGGCACAACAAGCCCAAGAUGUCCACCAAAAGACGCAUGAAGGCCAGCGAGAGGGAGAAGAUGCGGAUGAGGAGUCUUGCAGAGGCUCUACACCAGCUCCGUGACUACCUGCCGCCGGACUACAGCAAGAGAGGCCAACCCCUGACCAAGAUACAAACCCUCAAAUACACCAUUGAAUACAUCAACAAGCUUUCAGACAUCCUGAGCCGUGCGUAACGGACGCAAAACGGACCAUUUUUACGCAUCAGGUUUAUUCUCCUCUGGACAUUUGAUGGAGAUAUUCUUAUAUUUCUGAUGAGUAAUGCAACAUAUUUACGUUAACUUAAUGGGUCAGUUUCAUUUCAUAUUUUUCCUUCUCUCUUUUUUGCCCUUCUCUUUGUGUAAAUGUUGUUCAGCGGGCACUUGGCAAUUAUUUUGUAUAUGAGGCUGCCUUUGAUGAAAUGAUCAGUAUUUGGGAGAGUUUUCUGUUAGUUGAGAUGUAUAUGGUAUCUAGAUGAGAGUGUGAUGCAACUUUACUGAUGAAAAAACUCUCCAAUUUUGUUGAAAAAUAAGGUUUGGAGAAACCGCACGUUCUUGUUGAUACUGAUUUUAAUCUCCUAUGAUUUAUUUGUGGCAUAUUUUAGAAUGUAAGUAGCUGCAUGAUAUUUUUAUAGUUUUGUUUUGGCUUUCUGAACUCUAUUAAACAAUUAGUGUUGCUUUUUUCUUGUAGCACGAGUUAAUUCUUCAAUUCUCUCCGUUUUUCCACCAAUUGUACAAUUUAACAGUCUUGUUUGGUAUCUUUAAUAUUCUCAAGCAA
Messenger RNA from Thunnus maccoyii (southern bluefin tuna), 2126 nucleotides. It is a transcript of the gene msgn1, whose product is annotated as mesogenin 1. Gene Ontology annotation, biological process: mesoderm formation; regulation of transcription by RNA polymerase II. Gene Ontology annotation, cellular component: nucleus. Bases 1115 to 1546 code for a protein of 143 amino acids. The transcript has a single exon. Gene Ontology annotation, molecular function: RNA polymerase II cis-regulatory region sequence-specific DNA binding; protein dimerization activity; DNA-binding transcription factor activity, RNA polymerase II-specific. NCBI's taxonomy places the organism in Eukaryota, Metazoa, Chordata, Actinopteri, Scombriformes, Scombridae. The record is from RefSeq and is a predicted model, not a curated record.